ACUAGGAAUGGGAAAAUGUGGAAAACAUGAUCAGGCCUUUACUUCCUUUUCUUCAUUCAGUAGUUUCUGAGAUUUUGCAAUGUAGCCCAGGCUGACCUGAAACUUGAGAUCCUCCUGAGGGCUGAAAACGAUAUACUGAAUGGCGCGCCAAUUUACAAAGCAAAGUGCCUUGGUGUGAGGGCUCAACCCAGGCCCGAAUGGCUUAGACCUUGUGUUCAUUGUAAGACGGCCCGGCUGAAAAAGCAGCGCUAAGGAGCCCGUCCUCUCCAGCCCCACUGCAGGCCCAGUUGCCUCUGCUCGCCUCUCCAAAGGGAAGCCUCUGGGAGACUGUGCGCCGCGCAGGGCAGCCCAGACACCAAGUCCCCAGCUCGGGCACAGCACGGUUGCCCGGGGAACCGCACACGCCGCCUCGUCGGCCGAUUAGCGAGCGUGUGAGCGGCGAGGCAGGGCAGACCCCGCAUGGAGCUGCCGGACCCUGUACGUCAGCGCCUGGGCAACUUCAGCCUCACGGUGUUCGGCGACUCCAGCCGCACCGGGCCAGAGUCCAGCGAGGCCGCGGACAAUGAGAUGGUCUCCAGCCUGCCGUUGCAGAUGUCUCUCUAUUUCAACUCCUACUUCUUCCCACUGUGGUGGGUGAGCUGCAUUGUGAUGCUCCACUUGAAGUAUUCAGUCUUGCCUGACUACUACAAGUUCAUUGUGAUCACUGUCAUCAUCCUCGUGACCUUGAUGGAAGCUAUCCGGCUGUACCUGGGCUGCAUGGGGAACCUGCAGGAGAAGGUUCCCGAGUUGGCUGGCUUUUGGCUCUUGAGCCUCCUACUGCAGCUGCCUUUAAUCCUUUUCUUGCUCCUUAACGAGGGCCUAAGGAAUCUGCCCUUGGAAAAGGCCAUACACAUCAUCUUCACUAUCUUCCUUACUUUCCAAGUCGUCUCGGCAUUUCUGACCCUGAAGAAAAUGGUCAAUCAGCUGGCAGCCCGCUUCCACCUCCAGGACUUUGACCGGCUCUCUGCAAGUAGUGCAGCCGUGCCGAGGAGAAGGCAGCCUUUUACAGAAGAGCUCUGAUCCCACUGAAGAGCGAGCGUCUGUAAGAUGACCCAAGAAGACAGAGGGACUGACAGAACACCCGAGAUCAGGCCUGAGAAAGGGCACAGGGCUUCUGGGUUGUAUCCUCCAGCUCUGAAGUCCCAUGGAGACAAUGCUAAGACACACUAUGGUCCAUGAAAGCCAAGGGGCUGUCCAGUGGACACUACAUUUCUUGUUUCUGAUGUUGAUUUUCUAGGUGUUUAUUUAUAAAUGACUAUUGAUAGCUGUAGUCUGCCACAUUUCUGUAAUGUUCCUAGCUAUAAUCUGUAACUAGAAAUGUGUGGAAUUUCAGGGAAAAACUCAGUUUUGGCCAGUGGAGUCUCACUGGGUGUGUCAGCACACUCCGGCGUGCCCCACACCCACAAGUAGUUGGCCAGCACUAAACAAACGCAGCAGCAUUUCUGUGGGCUGUUUGUUUCAUUUUGCUUUGUUUGGGCU
Molecule: messenger RNA, 1518 nt
Organism: Arvicola amphibius (Eurasian water vole)
Lineage: Eukaryota; Metazoa; Chordata; Mammalia; Rodentia; Cricetidae
Gene: Tmem17
Product: transmembrane protein 17
Exons: 5
Coding region: 460-1059 (199 amino acids)
Biological process (GO): non-motile cilium assembly
Cellular component (GO): ciliary transition zone
Source: RefSeq, a predicted model, not a curated record